Messenger RNA from Bipolaris maydis ATCC 48331, 774 nucleotides. RefSeq lists its product as uncharacterized. Gene Ontology annotation, molecular function: protein binding. The record is from RefSeq and is a predicted model, not a curated record. NCBI's taxonomy places the organism in Eukaryota, Fungi, Ascomycota, Dothideomycetes, Pleosporales, Pleosporaceae.
AUGGCGACUCCAAGUCCCCCAAAAGCAACCAGAUCCAAUCCACCAAAAAAAGCACUAUUCUUUGGGUCAGUCGCAAAACAGAGUUUCGUCGUCAUAAAGGUUGGACCAGAGAAAGUCCCAUAUGAAGUACACAAGGCUUUACUCACACACUACUCCGAGUAUUUCUCCAGCGCUCUUAAUGGUCCAUGGAAGGAGGCACAAGAAAACUCAAUCACCCUCAACGAUAUUGACCCGAAGACUUUCGGAAUUUUCGUUCACUGGCUAUACACUCAGAAGAUUGCAACAGAAGAAGAAGUCAACCACAUACUCGAGACCCAUCCAUGCGACGAACAUGAUGACAAUCCGUACAUCACUGUUCUGACAGAAGCCGUUGUAUUCGGUGACAGGUUUCUGGCCCCCGAUUUUCGCAAAGCUGCACAAAAUCACACCGUUGACUACAUCUGUCGUCAAAAUGGAAAACACAUGGUUCCUUUUCUCUAUGCUAGCAAGUAUGCUUUCGAGAACUUGCCAGACAGCCAUAAACUCUGCAAAUUUCUCAUCGUUGUGCAUUGCCAUUACAUGAGGUACCAUGGGGGCUACAUGGAUGGUCUCAUGACUGGAUGGUAUAGAGACAAUCUGCCACGCACAUUCCUUGUUGGACUCAUAAAACGGUACACCGUCUUGGCAGAGAUAUUGUCAUACAGUGGUUAUGGACCCGACGACCGCUGCACUUAUCAUGAGCAUGCAGACAGGCAUGAGCGAAAUGAAUGUAAACAGGAAGCAAUGCGCAAAUAG